AUGUCAUGGUUAAUACAUCGUGUAUUAAAUGAUAAAUUAAUAAUUGAUGAAUUAGAUCCUAUCGUUAAAAAGUAUGGAAUAACAUAUGAGUUCCAACAUCAUAUUGAUGUUGGUAAUUCAAAGCCAAUCAAACAGGGUCCAUACAGAUUAUUGAACCCUGAAAAAAAGACAGCAUGCGUUAAACAAACAGCUGAAAUGUUCGAGGCUGGCAUCUGUGAGCCGAGCUUUGGUCCGUGGGUGAGUCCCGUGACUCUUGUUCCCAAAAAGGACAGCACUCUUCGUUUUUGUGUUGAUUUUCGUAAAGUGAACGAAAUCACCGUGAAGGAUACGUCAUAUUGUAAGUGCGCAGGCAUUAGACCAGAUCCAGAAAAGUCAGAAGCUGUAAGAUCAUUUCCUAUCCCUGGUAAGGCAAAAGAUGCCCGCGCUUUCCUAGGACUAACCGGCUAUUAUAGGCGAUUUAUCAAAAAUUAUGCAGAAGUUGCAGAAUCUUUGUCUAAUUCUAUUCGAGAAAAAUACAAUCCAAUUUUCGCGUUCACACCAGAAUGUCAACAAGCGUUUGAGCUAUUGAAACAACGUCUCAUUUCUGCACCAAUAGUUGCUUAUCCAAAUUUUGAUUAUCCUUUUUUAUUACAGUUAGAUGCUUGCGACUAUGGUUUAGGUGCUGUGCCAGCUCAGAAUAUUGAUGGAAUUGAACAUGUCAUCGCCUACGCAAGCAGAACUUUGCAAUCAUGCGAAAGGAAAUACUCAGCGUCUGAACGUGAGUGUUUAGACAGUGUUUGGGAUGCCCAACAUUUUCGAUCAUAUUUAGAGGGUCGUCCAUUUGAAGUCUGGACAGAUCAUAUAGAUCUUUGCCAUGGUUAA
This is a messenger RNA of Didymodactylos carnosus, 861 nucleotides long. The record is from the annotation of a GenBank genome assembly. NCBI's taxonomy places the organism in Eukaryota, Metazoa, Rotifera, Eurotatoria, Philodinida, Philodinidae.